AGAGGUCUAUAAUUAAACAAACACGGGUAGAAAAAAUGAAUUUGAAUUUCAAAUUAAAUGAACACUUCUCGUCAUUGUUAAUUCGCAAGCGCGAAAAUCGUGAGUCAUUCCACUAUUGAUUACUGCGCACCAAAGAGGGAGUUGUACUACAAUUACGGAAUUACAGUCACCGUACUGUCUGCGCGUUUUUAUCAUAUCACUUUUUCCGUAACUGUUUAAAGGUAAUUGCGAAACAUAUUUUUCAUAGAUUAAUAAUAAUGGUGCUACUAUUCGUAAUCGUAUUGUAAAUUCAUUUCGACGUACGUAAAACGAACCUAUCGACAGCUAUGGCCUUUGCAAAUAGUUCGAUUUUUAAACCACCUAACGCGUUAGAGCAACUUUUGGAAGAAAUCAACUUCCAAAGGACCAAGGAAAUGCGGCAGCUUCUCAAAGACGAUUCCGGAUUUGUGAUGCUGCAAGGAACGACGUACUGGACGGACUUGUUUGUCAGACACUUCCUCUUUCAAAAUGAAUCGACAAUAGACGGCGACGAUUUGUUGUUCUUCGUGCGCAAAAAGCACGUGAAGGGUUCUCCAAGAUAUCUGCCAAAAUUUGAGACUGAAGUUGACGUGUUCCGAAAAGACAGUCGCAAAUUACCCAUUGGAGACCCAGAUAUUGAUUGGGAAGAGACCGUUUAUCUCAAUUUAAUCAUACAUCAGUUUGAGUAUACGCUUACGCUAGCAAUUUGCACGCGAACGAGCCCGAAACAGUUGCAAGUCUUGAAAAGGCAUUCGCAGAAGGUGUACGCGUCGCCCAGUAGACGAAGAAUGGAUACCAAAGGUGAUCUGGAGGAAAUUACGUACCCGCACAUCUGUUUCAUGGUGGAUAAUUUUGACGAAGUGUUUUGCGACAUUUUGGUGCGCGAUGGUGAGAUGGUUUGCGUGGAGUUGGUCGCAUCUGACCGCGAGGGAAUUGUGCAAGGUGUUAUAUUCUUGGGGUCGAUUCGUUACGAUGCCCUGAAGAAGGUUUACGACGCCAGGCAAUCCAGCUUAAGCACGAAAAUGGCGCAACGUAUGACAUUCGGGUUGUUUUCCAAUUCGAGCGCUCAGCGAUGCGAGUUUGUGCGUAUGAAGGGACCUCAAGGCAAAGGGCAUGCGGAAAUGGCGGUGACGAAGCCGAAAGGUUCGGGCGCCGAAACGCCGUCUUCUGAGCCGGGAUUUUGUGCAACGGAGAUGUGGGAUUCGGACUGGGACGAAGAUCCGGAGGAAAUGUUUUUAUUUCGCCAUCAACGGCGCUUGAGUGACCCAAGUUCAAACCUAAAUAACUUCGUUCGUGGUAGCUGGAAAUCAAAGUUAGAUAUGAAGUCUAGAUCCGAAAACGAAGGGUUAGACUGUAUAGACAACGACAUUAGCGAAAUUGAGGCUGGCGACGUCAGAGAUGUGUCUGGUCCUGCUUCUGCAUCUAAAGCUGGCUGCUGUGGUUGUUUUCGACGGCAUAAGCGAGAAUCGAUCGCUCUGUCUGAAAUCUACUGUCGUGCAUGUGCCUCGCCUUCAGCUUGCAUUCAAAGGGCUCCCCUAGGUCCGCUCGAAGAUCAGUGCGUGUGCAAUACUCCGCACAAUAUACAAAGCUUACUGAAUCAAUCCGAUUACGAACUUGGAAAGGAGCAAAUUAAGACCAAGAACUAUACAAAGAUUCGCGACUUGCGUAACAACGCGAAUUUUGCAGAGUUCGAGUUUGCAGACGACGCCAUCAGUUUAAAUGGAGACGCGAGUGACGAACGGCCGUCGAGCAGAGCAUCCGAAUCCAGUACGCAAUCCUUUAAAGAAACGGCGUUCACGGAUAAUCCUUACAUUAACGUGAACGGCAAAGAAGAAUUGCCAUGUGCCGAAGAAAUCAAGAAAUACCCCAUAUCAGUAUCGACUAAGCAAAACAACCUAACCGCAAGCGAUGAUGUUAAGCUACAAGAUAUUAACAUAAAAAUCAUUGCUAAUGGUAAUAUCAAUUCAAACGAGAAGGACGUUUCGCGCUUUGAUUCAAAUUACAAUAAACUAACGCAAAAUAAGUGUCGCAAUUAUUGCACGUUGCCUAAGCUAAAGAUCAAGCAUAAGUUUUAUCGUCCGGUAGUGUUUCCGCCCCACAGAAUAACGCCCGAUGGCACUCACAUAUACUAUUGGUGCGAUUUGACCAGACGACCAGAAUUGGAUGACGGUGCCUACAAUCCGCUCUGGACAAUGAGAGGAUUCACUCAAACCUUUCAUUUCUGGAAGGAGAACAAACGUGCCCAAUCAACUCCUCUGAAUGCGUUCUUGACGUAUGUCACCUUGCCAUGGUGGAGCAUAGCGAAAGAUAUCCUGGAUCAUCGAGAAAGUCCAAUCCUCACGUUUUAGUAGAUGGCCAAAUAGCCUUUUUAUUUGUUUGUUUAUAGUACAAUAAUAAUAAAACGGCUACAGUAAUAGAUUGAUUUGAUGGUGCAUUUUGGAGGAAGGUACAAUAACUAUGACAUCUGCCAUUCUAUUUUUAGAUAUUAAUAUUCCAUUUCUUGUUUCAUUUUUUGUUAUUUUUGGAAUAGUUUGUAUAUAAUUGACAUUUUAUGUACUACGUAAGUAUACCGAUGGUGUAAGGUUUGAAAUUAUUAUUGUGAAGAGUACAGUUCAAAUUAGUUCUAAUGCCAUUUUACUGAGCUGUGAUAAUAAUUUUAAAUAUAUUCCGUAUGUGUAAUUUCUGAAGGUACAUUAAAAUUAAAACAUGACCUCAA
Messenger RNA from Photinus pyralis (common eastern firefly), 2734 nucleotides. RefSeq lists its product as uncharacterized. Lineage: Eukaryota; Metazoa; Arthropoda; Insecta; Coleoptera; Lampyridae. The transcript is spliced from 7 exons. The coding region runs from base 327 to 2366 and encodes 679 amino acids. The record is from RefSeq and is a predicted model, not a curated record.